Molecule: messenger RNA, 1841 nt
Organism: Vigna radiata var. radiata (mung bean)
Lineage: Eukaryota; Viridiplantae; Streptophyta; Magnoliopsida; Fabales; Fabaceae
Product: mitochondrial substrate carrier family protein ucpB
Exons: 9
Coding region: 309-1250 (313 amino acids)
Biological process (GO): transmembrane transport
Source: RefSeq, a predicted model, not a curated record
UAUAGAACAAAUAAUCGAUUCUACUGUUAUUAAUGGGUCCCCAAAUUAAAAUAGUCUACAUAAUUAAUCCAUCCUCCAAAUAUAUUUUUGAGAAGAGAUUGAUGGUUAAUUCUUUUAUUAGUUGUUUAAUUUCAACAAAAAAGAACAUUAUUUGUUUAGUCAUAUGCUUCUCUUUCCCGAACCCACAGGAGCAGGUGUUUUCUCUUCACCUGGGGCUGUAUGUACCCAGUUUCGAAUCACGAAUCAAAGAGUAAGAUCUGUUAAGGCAUUUCAGUUUUCGCACACAGUGAUCGGGAGAAAGCUACAACAUGCCUGAGAAUUCAACCUCCAACAAUUCCACGCCUUCAGGACUCGAACAUGAUGAGAAGCAGAACUGGGCUGCGUCGCCUUCCACUGUUUUCAACCACUUUGCUACCAGUGGACUUUCCGUGGCGGUUGCAACUGGAGUUACUCACCCUUUAGAUGUAUUGAAAGUAAGGCUACAAAUGCAACUUGUUGGCCAGAAAGGUCCUUUGAGUGGAAUGGGAAAAAUAUUUAUAAGUGCGGUGAAAAAUGAAGGACCAAAGUCUUUGUAUCAAGGUUUGACACCUGCACUUACAAGGUCAGUUGUUUAUGGAGGACUCCGCUUGGGCCUUUAUGAACCCUCUAAGUAUGCCUGUGAUCUUGCUUUUGGCUCCUCCAAUGUUUUAGUUAAAAUUGCUUCGGGAAUGUUUGCUGGCGCAAUUGCAACUGCACUGACAAAUCCAAUGGAAGUUCUCAAGGUUCGUUUGCAAAUGAAUCCAGACAUGAGAAAGAGUGGACCAGUUUCAGAGCUUCGAAGGACUUUAUCUGAAGAGGGAAUCAGAGCUUUGUGGAAGGGAGUGGGCCCUGCCAUGGCCAGAGCAGCAGUCUUGACUGCAUCCCAGCUGGCUACAUAUGACGAAACCAAACAGAUUUUAGUGAGGUGGACAUCUCUUGAAGAAGGAUUUCCUAUACAUUUGAUCUCAAGCUCUGUUGCAGGCAUACUCAGCACCCUUGUAACUGCACCCAUAGAUAUGGUUAAAACACGUCUCAUGCUGCAACGAGAAGCCGCCGGAAUUAGAAUAUAUAAAGGAGGGUUUCAUUGUGCAUACCAGGUACUGCUCAGUGAGGGUCCAAGGGGACUUUACAAAGGGGGCUUUGCAAUUUUUGCAAGAUUAGGACCACAAACCACAAUUACAUUUAUACUGUGCGAGGAGCUAAGGAAACUCGCUGGAUUGAAGGCAAUCUAGUGACAGGAAUCUCCACUGAUAGCCAGUGCCUACACCAACUAACCACUACAAUAAUGAAAGGCUAAAAAACUAAUACCUUUGCAUACAAAACCCCUCCCAAUUGGGAAAAUUCUUUUUUGUUUCUCGUUAUUUGCCCAGUCAUUUGAAGUGCAUUCCCCCGUGAACAAGAUUACAUUUUUGACCUGCAAUAACACAAUGAAUAUUAUGAGAUUCAUUUCUCUAGCAUGCAGUUGUCAUGCUUUUUUUUUUUUUUUUCUCUUUCCAGGCUUACUGCAUUGUGGUGCUGACCAGUUAGAGAGACUCAAAAUUGUUGUACUUUCUCCCUUACCACCACAAUUGUAUUAACAAAAGGGUAUUGAAUAUUGGUUGUUUUUUGCAUGGAUGGUUUGGAUCUUUAGAUAGUUUUCUCCUCUCAGAUAGUGUUUGCUUUUACUUCCUGUUCUUGUUUUGUAUUCUAGGCUAUUUAGUUGUUGGGGAUUUUGGUGAGCAAGUACAUUUUUGGAGAAACUUGAUAAGAUACAUACUCUUAGGUAUAACGUGUAAGACAUUCUUGAUUGGAAUUUUGGUUGCAACCAACUCAUUUGAUUUUAA